AUGGUGCUUCUGAAACAUGCGUCCAAGGGGCGAGCCAUUGUUAGGAGGGUGACUGGCGGUGCUAGGCUAGUAUGCAGUGGGGGCCACGACCAUGCGCCGGUUGCACGCGGAGCGGUUGCUCCAUCGGCGGACGCCCCGCCCUGCGGUGAAUCCCACCUACGCGAGUUCACCAAUGGAGACAAAAUCGUGUACGACAAUGCAGAAGACCUGCGCAAGUUCUGCGACAGAAAAUUUAAGAAGUUUCGAUCCGAGCUAAACAUAUUGACAUCGUCCAACAGGGAAUAUGUGCCGUACCACUUGUUUGACUUCUUCCUCCCUCACGGGUCAUUCGAGGAGGGGGUGCACGAAAAAUUGGCCCUCAAGGUGGAACAGUUAAAAGGGGCACAAGCGAAUUUGCUGCAAAACGGGGAAACAUGCCUCCCCAGAGAUGACAGACUUUACAGUGACAAGGGUGACGAUUGUUCCCCCUAUGUUUUGCCACACUUGUCCGACUCUAUUGUGGGGUACGUGGAUCAGAAUGCAGACCACGCAGCAUGUGUGCAAAAAAAAAAUAUAUUUUUUGGGGAGGGAAACAACAAUGUGGAGAAGAAGAAUAACAUAUUGUCCUUAUUGCAAAUGAAACAAAUUAACCAUCUAGACAUGGACUCGUAUAUAAAAUUAAGUUUACAGAGGAACUUCCACAUGAAAUAUUUGACAACAGUUCAGUACUGUUUAUUUCCAUUGUUUGUAAAAAAUUACGACAUUUUAAUUCACUCCGUUAAAGGCACAGGGAAGACGCUCUCUUACUGUCUCCCACUGGCACACAAAAUAAUUGCACAGUUAGGUAAACUUAAAAGAGACUUUCCUCAUUUGAAGGACAACUACGUCCUUGCGCUGAUUAUCUGUCCGAACAGAAUUCUCGUCGAACAAACAUAUGCAAUUGUAAAAAAAUUACUCAUGUACCAUCCGUAUGGCAUAAUAUGCCACUACAUGCAUGGAAAAAAAAAUAUGAACAUGCAAGGUGAAAUUGAAGAACUAAAAAAAAAAAAACCACACAUUAUUGUGACCACUCCAGCUACUUUCAUUAAUCAUAUGAAAUUCACCUCUUCCUUCAAAGACAUGCUUUUUUUAUGUGAUACCAUCGUCGUGGAUGAAGCGUACUUUCUAUUAAAUUCAAAUUAUUUACACAACGUUUUAACCAUUAAAGAUGUGCUGCCCAAGGGACACCAAACCGUUUUAUUAACCUGUCAUGUUAAUAAUUUUUUAAAACACUUGGCCUUCAGAUUUUUGCGCCUCAAUUAUGUCUACCUAAAUUUAGUGCACAACUGUGUGUAUGAUGAUGACACUUUUGAGGCUGCCGUUCGGGGGGGUAAACACCCCCAGUGUCACUACGCAACAGAUGGGAAUGAAGAACGGAGCGACCUUUCAAAUCUUACCAAUCGGGCGAACCCCCCAUUUCAACUGUACCACCGAUUGAACGCUCAGCUCCUCUCCAUCCACAAAAACAACAUACUGAAUUGCACCCAACUAGAAAAACUUUGGUACUGCAAAGACGCCAAAACGUUUUAUGACCACGUUAAUGCAUUCGAUGCGUACCUUGUAGGGGAGCCAGGCCACCCGACACAAGGGGCAAGCGUCAAUGAAGAAGGACCAACUCGCAGCGGGAUACAUACUUCCUGGGAAGGUAAAACUACUACAGAUGAGCGGACAAAUUCGAGCGGUCCACUGGAACGAGAAAAUGAAACACUCCCUCUAGAAUAUACACAUAAAAAGGGUGAAGACAAAAAGAGGGAAGAACCUUUGGAAGAGAAAAAACAAAAGCUUACACUGAACAACAGCGAUUACAAUAACUACACACAGUUCAGCCGAACACACGCCAAUUAUGAACAGAACAAAGGGAGAAAUAUCCCCACGCACAUAUUCCUAACACAAGAGUACUUAAUAUACGAGUCGGAUAAACUUGCUUUAUUAGUUUUCAAUAUUCUUUGCAGAGAGCUCCUCUCAAGUGAGCAUAUAAAGAUAGUGCUCUUCAUGCCCACUGUAAAAAUGAUCCAAUUCUUUUAUGUCAUUUUCAAGCACUACAUUUUUAAGGGCUACCUCUGUUUGCUCUACCUGCGCGGAAAGCAAAGGGCCCACGGGGGGUACAUCAAUAUGAAGGGAAAUAACAGCAGCUACUACCACGGGGUGGGUGCCCACUCGGACAGUGUCGCUGCCCCCCCGCAGUACCAUCACUACGAUAAGGAUCACGUAACCUUUUCAGUCUCCUCCACCCCUUUUGUUAUGGCCCAUCCAGAAGAACUGCACAGCGCAGCAGAAGGGGAGUCCAAUGGUGGGAAUGGUUCCAUCGAGUUAGGGGAUAGCACAACGGACAGUUCGCUCAAUAUGGAGGGCCCACACUUAAACAGCGGCAACGCACACAAUGAACAGAGCGUGUGCGACCCUGUUGAUGAUAAGUACCAACGUGAGUACGAACUGCUAAAGGACGUCAUAUUCUCCUGUCUGCACUCCAAAUUGAGUAUAGAUAAAAAAAUGUACACCCUGAACAGAUUUAACAACUCGGAGGGGAAGACCAAACAAGUCUUAUUCGCCUCCUCCUUGUUGUGUCAAGGAAUUGAAUUAGACAAGGUCGACUUGGUAAUACAGGUAGGGGUUUGUACAACUGUUGAUGAAUACGUUAUGAGGACGAAUCUCGCCACAUCGAAAAACACCAAGGGACGGAGCCUGCUCUUGUUAAACGAGUUAGAAGGGCAUUAUUUGUUCACUCUUUACAAAAACAACAUUAUGAUUAGCAGCAUCAGUAAGAGGUACUUGAGGGAUAUAUAUAAGGAUAACCCUUUGUUGGAUGCUUUGUUGAAGUAUAAACGCAGGGGGCUCAGUGUGCCAAGUGGGUGUAGUGAGGAUGAUCAACACUCAACGGGGCAAUCCGUUAGCGAUAUGAGAAAAGACGAUGAUGUAGGUGACAAACAGGGGGAAAAGCAUGCACUUGGGGGGGAAAAAUUCGCUCAUGAGGAGAGAAAGGAUCACUAUGCUUAUAACCCCCCACUGAGACAUAUCGAAUGGCACAAGCACGAGCACCUGCUCUGUUCGUGCGAGUUGAUGUACAGAUCGCUUCUCGGGUUUUAUUGUCAGCAAGACAAAUUUCUCAAGUAUGAAAAAUGGCAAGUACCAAGUUUAAUUAAAAGUAUGAUUUACUCCUUUGGCUAUUUUGAUAAUUUUUAUGUAACGAAAUCGAUGGCUGCGAGACUUCAAAUUUUAAAUGCACCUGACCUGUUCGUAAAGUUUAAUGCCACUCCUCGGAGUGUGCUCAUGUCUGCUCUGCCAUCUUACAAGGGGUACAAGUCCCAGAUGAAUGAACUUUUGCGGAAAGGCCGCGUAGGUGGUCGGUCAGGUGGAGUGUCAUCGUCUGGGGAAGACCCCCCUUUUGACACAAAACAGGGGGAAGUCAACUUGGAAGAAAAGGCGAAAAGACGCGAAAGUGGGGAUUACGAAAGGCAUCCCCUGUAUUUCCCCAUUCGCACGUAUUUCUCCUAA
Molecule: messenger RNA, 3510 nt
Organism: Plasmodium fragile
Lineage: Eukaryota; Apicomplexa; Aconoidasida; Haemosporida; Plasmodiidae
Exons: 1
Coding region: 1-3510 (1169 amino acids)
Biological process (GO): ribosome biogenesis
Cellular component (GO): nucleus
Molecular function (GO): nucleic acid binding; ATP binding
Source: RefSeq, a predicted model, not a curated record